UACUAAACAGCAAAUCAAAAUGUUCAAACUUGUUGUUGUCUUUGCUCUGAUUGCUGCCGCUUUCGCAGCCCCAGAAGCCGCACCAAAGGCCAAAGCCAAGCCCGGAGUCCUGGCCGCUGCUUACACCGCUCCGGUUGUUGCCGCUCCUGCUGUAGCUUAUUCCGCUCCUUAUGCCGCUUACGCCGCUGCUCCUUUGGCCUACUCUGCAAGAUACGUUGCACCUUCGGUCUACGCUGCAGGAUACUCGGCCUAUUCUGCGCCACUUGUUGUUGUUUAGAGUCGUAGGGGAAUGUAGAUAAAAAUAAAACAAUACACGAGCUUUAA
Molecule: messenger RNA, 324 nt
Organism: Tribolium castaneum (red flour beetle)
Lineage: Eukaryota; Metazoa; Arthropoda; Insecta; Coleoptera; Tenebrionidae
Gene: MFK3-8
Product: cuticle protein 16.5
Exons: 2
Coding region: 20-277 (85 amino acids)
Source: RefSeq, marked validated